GCUGAAGACAGUAAAAGCAGAAAAUAUUUCUAAUGAACACUAAUCAACACUACAGCUGCUACAAUGUAUGUAUACAUACACAUACAUACAGUGUGUAUGUAUAUAUACACACACAGUUUUUCUAUUAUGCAAUGUAGUCCCCUAACUAAAGUUUUUGUUGCUUAGCAACAUACUAGGUUUAGGAUUAGGUUAUUCAGUGGACAGAAAAAUAUGAUAAAAUUUAGUGUCCAGUAAUUAAUUACACUUAUUAUUAACUAUAUUCGCAAUACAGACUUAUUUUCACUGUGCUGUAACGAGUCAGACUGUUAGUAACAGUGUGAAGGGUUUAUUUGUUUAGAGCCUGGCGCAUUAAUACAGAGUUCAGUUGUUGUGAUGCGGUCACAGCUUUCGAGCGCUGCUCAGCCAAUCAGAUUUCAGAACAGAACUUAUCGCUGUUAUAGCAUGUCUUUUACUUUGCACUUUACUAAAAUGUUAUUAAGUGAAAUAUCAGUAAAACAAGUGUCAUCUAAAUGAAACAAAUGUCAUCUAAAACUGGACCGCAAACCUCUUUAAAUCAUAAACCCUUACAGCCCAUGAAUGACCGGAAGGACGCUGCUGGUCACCAUGGCAACGAGAACGCCCGCGCGCACCUGCUGCAGUGCGGCACCGGAAGCGCGCGCAGACAGGAACAGGAGCGGCUGACCGGCUCAGAGAGGAGAACCGCGUUUAGCAUCAGCGCCUUAUAGCGUUAAUAUUACUGAAAUCUGCAAAUGUAUAUCAUUUUUUCUUCUGCCGCUGCGCAUCAAAUCCACUGAUGAGAGACGCCAUUAAUCCCAAUUUAACACCGCGAGCGCAUUAAUGCAGCAGCCGGUCAUCAUUAGCUAAGCCUUUUAACACAUAAACAUCAUAUACACACAUAUACACACAUAUACAUACACACAGAGAAUUAUAGCAACAUGCAGCUGUUUCUAUUUUAAAGCAUGUACCCGGUGUGACUCCUCACUGAGAUGGACAUCUGUUUAAAGUGCUCAGUAACUGCUGGAAGAGGACAAUAACAUCACUGUAGAGAGAAGAAACCCACAACAAACCUGGAGAUAUUGAGCAGGCUAUCUGAGAUCCUCAGCAUCAGCAUCCCACAUUUCCUCUCCAUCACGAUUCUCUGGGAGCUAUCAUCAUUUCAAAUCAUGAAUCGCCUUUGUAAUGUGAACAAUAAUUUCCCGUAUGAUAACAGUCUCCUGGUGUUGGACAUGGUUCUGAGGUCGCUAUGGGGAACCACACAGCCAAUCAACUGGGAGAACGUAGCCCGCCUAGUUCCUGGUUUCACUCCUAAAGAGUGCGCACGCAGGUUUGAUGAGCUGAAGAGCACAGGGAGUUUCCCCCUAGUAGACGAGCAGUGUAAUGCACUGACUGGGGCCAGUGGCUCUCCAUCUGAACCGCUCUCCGCUUACAUCCGAUCCACCUUAUUGGACCUUACUGGGGAGACAGGGGAGCCACGGACCAAUCAGAGCACACUCUCAGUGUCAGGACUGAGUGUGACCCCUGUUGUUAGAGGAGCCAGUGCUGAGACUGAGAACACUGUGAGCACAGAGGACGAAGAGAAGGAAGACAGAGGAAAGAGCCCUAUCAUGGUGAUCCAUGUGUGUGACGAAGCAAAGAACCUGAAGCAGGACUUUGAGUGUCCACGUGACGUGUUGGUCAGAGAAAUGCGCUACUUCGCCGAGUACCUCUCCAUGGACGCCCAGCGCUGGGAGGAGGUGGACAUCUCGGUGCACUGCGACGUCCAGAUCUUCGACUGGUUAAUGAACUAUGUCAAGAGAAACUCUGCGGAAGAUGAACCUGGGAAACACGUAGACAAGCCAACUCUGGAGCCCAGCAAUGUCAUCUCUAUCCUGAUCUCAUCCGAGUUCUUGAAGAUGGAUGCUUUAGUGGAGGAGUGCAUUCAGUACUGUCACGAAAACAUGAGCGCCAUCGUCGCCACUCCGUGCAACAUGAGCUGCAUCAACAGCAACCUGGCCUCACGCAUCGCCCUGCUGUUCACACACAACCAAGCAGACGAUAUCAAGGACAAAAAGGACAAGUUUAAAAGUAAAGUGUUCCAGAAGAAGAUUGAAAAGCUGUUUGAUAAUCAAGGUUUUGAGAAUCACGACUCUCCAGGAAAUGCUGCUACGCUGUACAGGUGUGGUCUUUGCCUUAAGCUUCUCACCAAAGACACAGAAAGGAAGAUCUCCUGCGUUCCGGGCAAAAUCAACAUCGACCAUCAUGGGGACAUCGUCUACACACACAGCAGGCAAAAGGGCUGGGACGUUCAUGAGUAUCUCAACAGCUUGUAUGAAGAGCUGAAAUCAUGGGUGCUGGUUUACUGGAGGAUCUGGGGCACCAUUAAUUAUCUCACCUGCUCUUGCUGUAAACAGGUUUUCCUCUGCUGUGAGCUGACCCAGUGCAGGUAUCACCCCGAGGCUGUGGUGUACCCGGGCAUGGGCGCCGAUCGCAGCGAGCAUGGUGCCGGGAUCUACCCCUGCUGCAAGCAGAGAGCGCUACGCUUUGACCCAGCUGCGAUGCCCACAGGUUGUAAGAUGAGGGACCACGUGGUAAAUGUGGCAGAACCUGGGGACUGUGAAGGCAACGUGAACUCUGUGCAGACUCGAAUACUUAAUGACCUUCUGCUCCACAGAGAUGCUGUGUGCAUGAGCCCCCCAACAUCUACGGACAGUUCUGCAGAGUCGCCUAAACAGAGCGAGCAAGUGCAUGACUGCGACAUCACACUGGACGAUGCAGCCCUAAAUGUUCAUCGAGCCAGAGAAGUCACUGCCUUUUCCCUUUUGAAGAACUGGAGUCUCCAGCUGCGGCAGCAGUCUUUGCUGUCUGAGGAUGAGGACUACACUACGGGGUCAGAGGUCACAGAGGAUGAAGUCGGGGAUGAAGAUGACACAGCAAAGAAACAAGCUGUAAAAAAGCCUAGAAAACCAGGCAAGCCCUUGAAAAGACAAGUGUCCUCACCGAGCAUACAGCACAAAGAGCGAGCUGGAGGAGAUAAGGGUGCUUCAAAGGACUCGACCCCAUUCACAGUGAGCAUGCCGAAGAGUAAAUGGGACAGCACACGCUCGAUGAGGUUUAACCAGGAUGCCCAGAGGGAGGAAGACCAAAGGAGAAUGGUGGAGAUUAUUGACCAUCUCACUAAGAUGCGCUUCGGUGAUUUGGAACAGAGCAAGUCAAAGGACACUAAGGAGCUUGCAGGAGGUAUCUACUCCAGGUUGGAGGCGCAGUUUAAGACCGCCACUCAGCUGAGUAACAGACAGAGCACCUCAGACAAAACACUCCGGGCGAAGACGCGAACUGGACAGUCUAGACCAACGUGAAAGAAAUAACAGGACAGAAAGAUGUGCUGACAAGCGUGUGAAUGAAAGAAGACUUUUUGUAGAAAAAGUCUCUUUUUAAGAAAAACAUCCUUUCCCUCUUAUCCAGCCUACAGCCGUCCUUCUAUCCAACCCUUUUCAGACAGUCGAGAGAUCUGCAGUAUCAUAACGGAGACCAGUAAAUUCAUUCACACAACAGACCUUGAUUAGAAUGCACUGGACAUUAAUAGUAUUGUAGAAGCUUUCAUUACAGAAGCUUUGCCCUCUCCUCUACAUAUUGUGCUGCUAGCUUCGUAAGAGUAUCUUUUAAUUCUUCUCCUUUAUCUUUUAUUUUGGCACUCGUAAUUUCUGUCUAUAUCAUUCUGUAACCAUGUUAUAUACAGUGUGCUAACUUUCAUGUUCCUCAUGUUCUAAUCUCAGGUGAACAAACCCCUCCAACCCUGCUGUAGUAACCUGCACUUUAAACUAUCAUAAACAACCACCUCAACACACCCCAGAUCCAGAUCCUCUACAAUAAAAAUGGACGCUAAACUCUAA
Molecule: messenger RNA, 3869 nt
Organism: Pangasianodon hypophthalmus (striped catfish)
Lineage: Eukaryota; Metazoa; Chordata; Actinopteri; Siluriformes; Pangasiidae
Gene: sanbr
Product: SANT and BTB domain regulator of CSR
Exons: 22
Coding region: 1164-3335 (723 amino acids)
Source: RefSeq, a predicted model, not a curated record